Messenger RNA from Phytophthora sojae, 1322 nucleotides. RefSeq lists its product as hypothetical. Gene Ontology annotation, molecular function: actin filament binding. Bases 1 to 1176 code for a protein of 391 amino acids. The transcript is spliced from 8 exons. Gene Ontology annotation, biological process: Arp2/3 complex-mediated actin nucleation. Gene Ontology annotation, cellular component: Arp2/3 protein complex; actin cytoskeleton. The record is from RefSeq and is a predicted model, not a curated record. Lineage: Eukaryota; Oomycota; Peronosporomycetes; Peronosporales; Peronosporaceae.
AUGGUAGCGGGGGGCGACGCGAAUCUGUUCCAGCUGGCGGACGGCAUCUCGUGCCACGCGUGGAACAAGGACCGCUCCAAGCUGGCCAUCUGCCCCAACAGCAACGAGAUCUGGAUCUACUCGGGCUGCCACGCGCCGGACCCGACGCAGUGGCGUCGCGAGGCCGUGCUCUCGGAGCACGACAUGCUCGUGAGCGGGCUGGACUGGUCGCCCGUGCACGACCAGCUCGUGUCCUGCUCGCACGACCGCAGCGCCUUCGUGUGGAAGUACGAGGCCGCCUACCGCCAGUGGAAGCCGCUGCUCGUGGUGCUGCGCAUCUCGCGCGCCGCGACCAACGUCAAGUGGAGCCCCGACGGCAACAAGUUCGCGGUGAGCAGCGGCGCCAAGUGCGUGUCCGUGUGCUACUACCAGGCGGCGGAGAACUGGUGGCUCAGUAAGAUCAUCAAGAAGCACAAGUCCACGGUGACGGACUUGGACUGGCACCCGAACAGCCAGCUCCUCGUGACGGGCAGCACGGAUCUCAAGUGCCGCGUGCUCUCAGCGCACAUCAGCGGCGUCGAUGGGCCGCCCGAUGCCGGUCCGUUCGAGGCCAUGCCACCUUUCGGUGAGCCGCUGGCUGAGUUCGACAAUGCCAGCGCCUGGGUGAACGCUGUCGCGUGGUCCCCCAAGGGCGACCGCCUGGCGUUCGCCGGCCAGGGUUCGUCCAUUCACAUCGUUCACUUCGGUGCUCCGGGCGAGUACCCGACGAUCCAGUCUAUCCGGUUCUCGCACCUGCCGCUGAUGCGCAUCAUGUUCCUAUCGAACUCGGUGAUUGUUGGCGUCGGCUACGACUUCAACCCUCUUCUGUUCUCCCAGGACGCCAACAACUUCUGGUCGUUCUCCGAAUUUGUGGACAAGAAGCCAUCCGAGAGCGCUGUGAAGAGAAACUCGGGCGGCUUCAGCGCUGCCCGAAGCCUGUUCGAGAGUAAGGUGACGCGCGGCCAGUCCUCUGAUGCCACUCAACAUGAUAAGAAUAUGCUGUGGAUGAAACACGAGAGCAACAUCACAUGCAUUCAACCGUACGCACGCUCCGCCUCCGGAGGCGUCACGGAAUUCUCCACUUCGGCUCUGGACGGUCGCGUUGUCCUGUGGAAGCUGGGAAGUUUGAACGUCGAAAUGAGCAAGCUGCAUCUGUAAAAGAAGGUUUGCCGGCACCUCAAAGGCUCAACAACUGAACCCUAGACUCGAGAGCAGCAGUUGAAGGUGACCAAUUGCGACACUGCUAAAACGAGCCGAUGCUAGAAGGCACUACAAGAUGACGAAGCCAGGCAUUUCAACCUUUC